Molecule: messenger RNA, 2726 nt
Organism: Alternaria rosae
Lineage: Eukaryota; Fungi; Ascomycota; Dothideomycetes; Pleosporales; Pleosporaceae
Product: beta-glucan synthesis-associated protein KRE6
Exons: 2
Coding region: 256-2616 (786 amino acids)
Biological process (GO): fungal-type cell wall organization; (1->6)-beta-D-glucan biosynthetic process
Cellular component (GO): endoplasmic reticulum membrane; plasma membrane
Molecular function (GO): glucosidase activity
Source: RefSeq, a predicted model, not a curated record
AUCUACCUCGACCCUCACACGUCCCACCGCGUCCACGCUCUCCGACCAGCACCUUGCCUCGCGACGUCAGGCACAACACGUCCGCAGACCCUCGUCUCCAGCUACUUUCCACUGUCUCUUUUCUACCCGAAACGUAUCUGAGCAUUCCGUCGACAAAGCUACUACACACAGCAUCACAAUUGGCGUGAGCUGCACGACAUAGCGCGGUCUGUUGGGCAAAACGCCGGCGCGAACGCCAAUCGGUCGCCAAUCGCCAUGGCGUCUAUACGAAGAGUCGCCUCGUCCACGUCGUCUGAGUACUCGGAAUCACCUCAAAAGCGGGAUGAGCAGCUUAGGCGAUCGUCAUCCUCGAGUUCAACCGUCGAGAGGGAAGCUGCGUCUCCCCGCGACACCAGCACAGAAGGAGCAUCCGAGCCAGCAGGGGCAGCCGAGGAGCCGCUGAUUGGACAGCGGAGCGGCAGUCAGAGCCCAGCUUCUGAUCAUGGCUUCGAUUUCGGCAUCCCGCCAAGGGUAGAGCGCGAAUCCUCGCCGCUGCCCUUUGCGCCCAUCGUCCCUUCGCCGCUCGCAAACUCCAGAUCAGCGAGCGAUGGAAGCUCAGACGGCCACGAGCCGCAGUCAAGCGACGAUACCCACUCGACGAAGCAUCGGCCGCGCACUACGGCAGGCCGUCUUCACUUGCGCAUUCCGCCCCGGCCUCACCUGAGGACACCAAAGGCGAGGAGUACAGCAGACUUGACAAGUCAUGGAGCCCGCUCUCCAGGCACCCCACUCACAUUACAAGACUUGGGAACCGACUAUACUCGCUACUUCAACCCUUUCUCAGAUUCCGCCAGUAGCCAUAGUCGCAGUCGAAGGACCUCCUUAUCAGAACGGCAAUCUUAUGUCAGACUGGCCGCUCGCUCGCGCACGACCACUCCGCCACCUGGUAUACCACCAAUUAACCCGUUCCUCACACCCAACGCCUCCGUGACGGGCCUCAAUGAUAGCGUCAUUGAGCUAUACGAUGACAAGAAGAAUGUGUCUUUCAUCGACGACAGAUUGACGGCGCCGUACGAGGAGAAAGGAAUACUAUCCUGGCCACUGGUUUGCGACUUAGAGGAAGCUGACGAUGAAAUGCACAUGCCUCGCGACGACGACGACAUCAAGUUCAAACCGAGGAUACGCGAUCACUUUACAAGAGACAGCAUCGUUUCCACUAUUGGCCUAGCCUUCAUGAUAUCAGGACUGCUAUUCAUUUUCAUCGGCCUUCCGGUACUCUCUGCGGUAGGCGUCAUCGGCUAUAAUUCAGCCUACGAUAUGCCACUGAGCAUGUUUCCCAAUCCAUGGAGGCCUCAGAUCUGGGCUAUAGUCAACAACAAAAGGUACCCACUCCUGGAGAACAUGCGAACAGGCUUGAUCGACCCCGACACACCUGAGUCUGUCAAGACAAGGGCCGGGGAAUUUGGCGACGACUAUGUGCUUGUCUUCAGCGAUGAGUUCAAUGAUGAUGGCCGCACGUUCUAUGAAGGAGACGAUCCGUACUUCUUUGCGCCCAACGUCUGGUAUGGCGCGACUCAGGACGUUGAAUGGUAUGAUCCAGAUGCUGUCACUACCAAGGAUGGCACGCUUCAGCUGCGCCUGGAAGAAUUCUUCAAUCAUGGUCUCAAGUUCCGAUCCGGUAUGCUGAACAGUUGGAACCAGCUGUGCUUCAAGGGCGGUAUCUUCGAAGUCUCGGUGUCGCUACCAGGUCCAGCCGGUGUGCAGGGACUAUGGCCCGGCGCCUGGACAAUGGGCAAUCUCGGUCGACCGGGCUAUUUGAGUACAACCGACGGGUUAUGGCCCUACACCUACCAAGCUUGCGAUGUUGGCAUUACACCCAAUCAGUCUAGUCCUGACGGCUUGUCUCACCUACCUGGACAGCGACUUAACUCAUGCACCUGCCCAGGCGAAGAUCACCCAUCACCGGGUAGAGGAAGAGGAGCACCGGAAAUCGACAUCAUCGAGGUAGGUGCCACAUCAGGGUACCCGGGUCCAGAUGGUCUGCCAAUAGCUACACAAAGCUUCCAGGUUGCGCCAUUCGACAUCUGGUAUCAUCCAAAUUACAAUUUCACGGCCUUCCCGGACCUUCGUUACAGUGGUUUCAACACCUACGCCGGCGGUGCCUUUCAAGAGGCCAUAUCUGCCACCACGAUACUGAACAGGGAUUGGUUCGACAAUAAACAAUAUCAGCGGUAUUCUUUCGAAUAUGUACCAGGAGAAGGCAAGGACGCAUACAUCUCCUGGAAAGUUGGCGACCAGACCAUGUUCAUCAUGGACGGCCGUGCUGUAGGACCGAACGGCAACAUCCAAGCUCGACAAAUCGCAGAAGAACCCCUGUCACUCAUUCUCAAUCUGGGCAUCAGUAACUCUUGGACCUGGAUCGACUGGAAGAACCUGGUCUUUCCUGCCACCAUGCGAUUCGACUACGUGCGGUGGUAUCAGAAGAAAGGCGAGGAGAUGGUUACGUGCGAUCCCCCGGGCUUCGAGACUACAGAAUACAUCAAGAAGCAUCCGAAAGCUUACCAGAAUCCUAACUUCACAUCAUGGGAUCAAACCGGUUACGACUGGCCGAAGCACAAGCUUAACAGCGAAUGUUGACCCGAGACGCCCUCUCACGACAGCGAGUACGAUCACGAUUAAGAUCACGAUUACGAUUGACGAGUUACCACGAGCGCGCACCCCCUACAAGAUCGCUUCGAGCGUCUCCC